GAGGAGCUCAGGGAGGGCUGAGAGCUGUGUGUUUGGCUGAUUCACCUGCCCUAGGGCCACUGGGUGAAAGGGGAUAGUGUAAAGCCACCCACACAGGGCUGUUUGUUUCUGUGACUAAACCAAUGGCGGCAAUAACACAACAAUGUCAGUGCUGAGAGCGGCUGAGUCCUGUGACAUAAGCAGCUGUGACCUUUCACCCACUUUCUGUGUCAGCUGCUCUGCACAUUAUUUCUGCUGCUCAGGGACGACCUGUACUCACCACAGCCUAUGGGAGAGACACAGAACCAGCGCCUUCUCUGCUCCACCAGGUUCCUCCUGUUUGAUUUCUAGGAAUUUGUGCAGGUAAAGGAGUUCAGUCAUCAUGUGGGGCACUAUCGCUAAACAUUUACUGAAGGCUAAAGUCCACUGCCGUACAACACCUUUAAAGGUUCAAAAGAGCAGUCAAUUCCCUUCAAGAUCGCUGCUUCAGUUCAUCCGUUGGCAGCACAGUGCAAGGGUCCUUGCUGAGGAACAGCCAGCUCCAUCUGUCGCUAUGAUCCGCAAUGUGGAGUCUUUACGGAAGGAGCGGUUUGUUUGUGUGCAUUGGGAAGAUGGAGGCCAAAGUGUCUACCCCUUUGUGUGGCUAAGAGAUAACUGCCAGUGCCCUCAGUGUUUCCUUGGUUCUGCUAAAGCACGAAAACUUCCCAUUGAAGAUUUGGAUGUAAAUACAGGAGUGAAGGAUGUUACCUUGACAAACAGCAAGAAGGUCUCCAUUACGUGGCCGGAUGAGCACCAGAGUGUUUUUGAUGCCCAGUGGCUGAAGAGUAGAUGUUUCUCCAAACGUGCCAGAUCAGAAAUGAAGGAUGAACUGUUUGCCCCAGAACACCAAUACUGGGGCUCUGACCUUCAGAUACCUACAAUGUCUUACGAAGAUGUCCUCAACUGUGACCAAACUGCAUAUCAGUGGCUGUGCUCACUUAGGAAAGUGGGCAUUGUUCUUCUAGAAGGGGCUCCGGUCAAGCAAGGGGAGCUGCUUUCACUUGGCAAGAGGAUUGGUUACAUGAGGCUUACAUUUUAUGGGUACACUUGGCAAGUACAGGAUAAAGCUGAUGCGAAUAACGUUGCCUAUACAGCGGGGAAAUUAAGCCUUCACACAGAUUACCCGGCACUUCAGUAUCCCCCAGGGGUUCAGUUCCUUCACUGCCUGAGACAAGCAGAAUCUGGAGGUGAGAGUGAAGUGGUGGACGGGUUCCACGUCUGCCGCAAACUCAGAGAGCAGAAUCCAGAAGCCUUUGACAUUCUCACGUCUACUCAGAUCGAUUUCACGGACACUGGAGUCGAUUACUGCGAUUUUGCCCUGCAAUCCAAGCAGCGGAUUAUAGAGUUAGACCCAAAUGGGGAUCUUCUGCGGAUCAAUUUUAACAACGCGACUCGGGACUCUGUGUUGGACAUUCCAGCUGAACAAGUGCAGCCGUUCUACUCCUCCCUCAAAGACUUUGUGGAUGUCAUGAACAGACCCGAAAAUACCUUUUCUUUCAAAAUGAAACCAGGGCACGUGGUAACGUUUGACAACUGGCGAAUCCUACACGGCCGCCGCAGUUACCAAUCAGAAGCCUCAGUCUCACGCCAUCUGGAAGGUUCCUAUUUGGACUGGGAUGUUGUUUUGUCCAGAAUGAGACAUCUAAAGAAAAAGCUGGAGACUGACAGUUAAACCUUUCUAUUAUACAGCCAAGUUAAAGGGAAAGUAGGCUUUGUUUAUGAAAACAGAAUAAUUAGAAGCCACCAAGGAGUUCUAUGACCAUAUGAUUUUACGAAGCCGCAGUAUACUAGAAGCGCUAGUAAAUAGGCCAUGGGACUCCAAGACGACAUAUAGGACAUCUUUAAUAAUCAAUGACAUCACAAUUCACUAUUUAUCGGAAUAAAAUUUACAGGUUACUUGUACAUUGUUUCCCUAAGGGUAAAGUUACACCUGGAGAUUCGGGGAGAUUUAGUCACCCGGCGACUAAUCGCCUCUUCUUUGGGCCGACUAAUCUCCCCGAACUGCUU
Xenopus laevis (African clawed frog) is the source of this 2025-nucleotide messenger RNA. It is a transcript of the gene bbox1.S, whose product is annotated as butyrobetaine (gamma), 2-oxoglutarate dioxygenase (gamma-butyrobetaine hydroxylase) 1 S homeolog. Gene Ontology annotation, biological process: carnitine biosynthetic process. NCBI's taxonomy places the organism in Eukaryota, Metazoa, Chordata, Amphibia, Anura, Pipidae. The record is from RefSeq and is a predicted model, not a curated record. Gene Ontology annotation, cellular component: mitochondrion. Bases 362 to 1690 code for a protein of 442 amino acids. Gene Ontology annotation, molecular function: iron ion binding; oxidoreductase activity; gamma-butyrobetaine dioxygenase activity. The transcript has 8 exons.